GCCACACAAUAUUUUGUAAACAUAACCUCUAAAUAAAAAGUUUUUUACGUGUUUUCUAUCAAAUUUCCUUAUUUGCUUUUCAAAAUAUUCCUAAUAUGAGCAAAGAACAUAAAGCCUAGCAUGAUAAUUUACCCAAUAUCCAAAAGAAACCUCGUCAAUGGCUGAAGAUAAAGAUUUCAACGACGUUCUUGACGACAUAUUCCUGUGUGAAGAGACUCAGCACAAGGAGAGCUAUGACGAGGGGUUCAAGGCCGGCUCCGACGCGGGCAACCCUGAAGGCUACCACUUAGGGUACCACCGGGGCGCUGAGAUCGGCAGAGAACUUGGUUUCUACAGCGGCAUUAUCAAUCACCACAUUAAUCUAUCUGAACAUUCCUCCACACAGUAUACUGAUAAAAUAAUUAACCAGUUGAAGAAAGUGGUUGAGCUGAUCACAGCAUUUCCGGAGACUAACUCCGAGGAACACGACAUAUUUGCUCUUCUUGAGAGUAUUCGCGCUCAGUAUAAAAAAGCUUGUGCUUUGCUAAAGAUACCUUCAAACAAUCCCUAUGGUACUGGGGUUUCCUUUUAGGUUAUUUAAGGCCCUAUCACAAUCAAAAAUGGACUCAACACCUCA
This is a messenger RNA of Plutella xylostella (diamondback moth), 616 nucleotides long. The record is from RefSeq and is a predicted model, not a curated record. Lineage: Eukaryota; Metazoa; Arthropoda; Insecta; Lepidoptera; Plutellidae.